Colletotrichum phormii is the source of this 1269-nucleotide messenger RNA. RefSeq names its product kinase-like domain-containing protein. The transcript is spliced from 2 exons. Bases 1 to 1269 code for a protein of 422 amino acids. NCBI's taxonomy places the organism in Eukaryota, Fungi, Ascomycota, Sordariomycetes, Glomerellales, Glomerellaceae. The record is from RefSeq and is a predicted model, not a curated record. Gene Ontology annotation, biological process: protein phosphorylation; cellular response to oxidative stress. Gene Ontology annotation, molecular function: calcium/calmodulin-dependent protein kinase activity; calmodulin binding; ATP binding.
AUGGCUUCUAACGGCGCCAACGGGGCAUCUCCGUCACCUCAGGUCCAGCCCUGCAGGUACAAAGUUGGCAAGACGCUGGGCGCCGGUUCCUACUCCGUCGUCAAGGAGUGCGUUCACAUUGACACUGGUCGCUACUAUGCCGCAAAAGUCAUCAACAAGCGAUUGAUGGCUGGCCGCGAGCAUAUGGUCCGCAAUGAAAUCGCAGUCCUGAAAAAGGUCUCCAUGGGCCACCAGAACAUCCUGACACUUGUUGACUACUUCGAGACGAUGAAUAACCUCUACCUCGUGACCGACCUGGCUCUCGGCGGCGAGCUCUUCGACCGCAUCUGCCGCAAAGGCUCAUACUACGAAUCCGACGCCGCAGAUCUUAUCCGGGCGACGCUCUCCGCCGUUGCUUAUCUGCACGACCACGGCAUCGUCCAUCGCGAUCUAAAGCCCGAGAACCUCCUUUUCCGCACACCAGAAGACAACGCAGACCUCCUGAUUGCCGAUUUCGGACUGAGCCGCAUUAUGGAUGAGGAGCAGUUCCACGUGCUGACCACGACGUGCGGUACCCCUGGCUACAUGGCCCCCGAGAUCUUCAAGAAGAUUGGUCACGGCAAGCCUGUAGAUGUAUGGGCGCUCGGCGUCAUCACCUAUUUCCUUCUGUGCGGUUAUACGCCGUUCGACCGCGACAGCGAUUUCGAGGAGAUGCAAGCCAUCUUGAACGCCGACUACAGCUUCACCCCCUUCGACUACUGGCGGGGUGUCUCCGACCACGCCAAGGAUUUCAUCCGUCGCUGCCUCACCAUUGAUCCGAAUAAACGCAUGACGGCGCACGAAGCCCUGCAACACCCCUUCGUUGCCGGCUACCUUAACAAUGGCGAGGGCGAAGGCCAGAACUUGCUGCCCACCGUCAAGAAGAACUUCAAUGCUCGUAGGACGCUGCAUGCUGCAAUUGACACAGUUCGUGCCAUCAACAAGCUUCGCGAGGGUCAGAGCAACCUGAUGGACGGUGCCAAGUCAAGAGAGCCUGGACGUGGCGCCGCGGCCCUCAAGACCCAGCAAAACGCAAGGAAGGACGAUAGCGCCAUCAGCCUCGGCAACGGGGGCCACAAGGACUCAGGCUACGGAACCCAACCCGAAGCUGACAGCCAAAAUGAUGUGGUCAUGUCCGAUGCAGGUCCGGCACCCAGCAGUGUCCCAGCAAGUUUGCGGCCAGGCAGUGAACAGAACAAGGUCGUGGAGACGAGCAAGGGACUGUGGAGUGGUCCAGCAUUGCGGCGAUAG